Messenger RNA from Diprion similis, 561 nucleotides. RefSeq names its product acyl-coenzyme A thioesterase 13-like. The record is from RefSeq and is a predicted model, not a curated record. Gene Ontology annotation, molecular function: fatty acyl-CoA hydrolase activity. Bases 57 to 476 code for a protein of 139 amino acids. The transcript has 3 exons. NCBI's taxonomy places the organism in Eukaryota, Metazoa, Arthropoda, Insecta, Hymenoptera, Diprionidae.
CGCUUCACUGGUGAUUGUUAACAUUUUUUCUUUAUAGUUAUUUAUUUACUGAAAAAAUGUCACGUGGAUUAGCAACAAUCAAAAAAGUGGUGGAAUAUGUAACUAAUUCUAAAGGAUUCGAACAGUGCCUCAAAAAUGUGACGGUGGUGUCUGCCGGGGAUGGAAAAUGCAGGGUAGAGUUUCCCGUCGAAGAUGGUCAUCUGAAUGGGGGAGGAACCCUCCAUGGCGGAUUUACAGCAACCCUAGUUGAUUGCAUUUCUACAUAUGCCUUGAUGACCACUGGCACUGGUGCUCCAGGAGUAUCUGUGGAUAUGAAUAUUUCAUACUUAAACGCGGCAUUUCCAGGUGAAAUGAUUGUAGUCGAUGCUAAAACCUGCAAGGCUGGGAAAACUCUGGCUUUUCUUGAGGUCGAGCUAUCGAAAAAAGAUGGAGGACGUAUCAUUGCUCGAGGACAACAUACUAAGUUUAUCAAGUAGAUUGAAUGAUAACUUGAUAUGUUAUUGAUUGAUUGCUAAAACGCCAUCGUAUGGCAGGAAUUUUCAUGUUCAAAGUUCAGAAAGU